Molecule: messenger RNA, 1441 nt
Organism: Scatophagus argus
Lineage: Eukaryota; Metazoa; Chordata; Actinopteri; Scatophagidae
Gene: cmbl
Product: carboxymethylenebutenolidase homolog (Pseudomonas)
Exons: 6
Coding region: 160-897 (245 amino acids)
Molecular function (GO): hydrolase activity
Source: RefSeq, a predicted model, not a curated record
GACCUACAGCUUAUAUGUUGAAAGUGACUGCAGGUAUUCUUCAUUAUUCGACAUCUGUCCAACUGGAUCUGCAGCGAUCGACUCGGCUGAAACUUUUCGGUCCGACAAAAAAGAGUCCAGAUUGUUGCCUCUCGCAUCGGAAAAUCAGAAAACAACAAGAUGGCAAAUGAAGCCAAGCCAUGCCCUUGUGACAUUGGGGAUCGGAUGGAGUAUGGGGGGCUCGGUCAGGAGGUCCAGAUAGAGCACAUCAAAGCUUAUGUCGUGAAACCAUCCUGUGCAUCUGACAAAGCCAUCCUUCUCAUACAAGACAUCUUUGGGUGGCAGCUUCCCAACACCAGAUACAUGGCUGACAUGCUGGCCGCCAAUGGAUACAUUGUUGUUUGUCCAGACUUCUUCGUGGGAAAGAAGCCGUGGAAUCCAUCAGACGACUGGUCCACAUUUAUGGCUUGGCUUGAAGACAAAAAGCCCACAAACAUCAACAAAGAAGUGGAUGCAGCGCUGAGGUUCUUGAAGAAGCAGUGUGGGGCCAAACACAUUGGCACGGUGGGCUUCUGCUGGGGAGGGAUUGCCGUACAUCACAUUGCCCUGCAUUAUCCAGAGGUCAAAACUGGAGUCUCGGUGUACGGGAUCGUCCGUGAAGGAGAGGACAGGUAUGACCUGAAGAGUCCCACGUUGUUCCUCUUUGCAGAAAAUGAUGAGUACAUCCCACUGGACCAGGUGCAUGCCCUUAAAGCAAAGCUGGAGGAGAAAUGCAAAAUGGAUUACCAAGUGAAGAUCUUUCCCCACCAGACUCACGGGUUUGUCCACCGCAAGAGAGAGGACAUCAACCCCAAAGACAAACCCUACAUCCAGGAGGGCAGGAGAGACAUGCUCAACUGGCUCAACAAGUACAUGUAAACAAGAGGGUCAGACAUAUCAGUACUGGAGUCACAAAUGGUCUUUGAAUCAUGUUUCUAUGUGCAGAGGAUGAUUACCUGAUCAUGUCAAAUGUAGACUAAGGUGCUAUUUGCAGCAAACUGAGAAUGGGGGCUGUUAAUAAUAAUUGUAGUCUGAUUGGUGAUUUUCCAGUUGUCUUUCUAAAUUUGUUUGUGCAGCUUAUAUUUUUAAGUCUGGAUGUUCAUGUGUGGGUGCUGACAAACUGAUUUUAAUGUUAAUGAAAUGAGAAUUUUCAUUGUGAAGCCAAAACUGUGCAGCACUUAUGCCACAAAUAUGAUUGUUUGGAUUACAUAAGAACUCAAGAAUUAAAUUAAAUGCUGAUUAUAUUCACAAUUAAUGACUGUCUACAAAAUGCCAAAACAUUGUGAAGAAAUCUAAUCAGUUUCCCUAAAGUGAUAUCUUCAAUGGCAAAUCAUUACCUUUAAGAAGCUGGAACCUGCAAAUGUAUGACAUUUUUAUUCUAAAAAUUGAAAUGAUUAUCCAAUGAAUAAAAUAGUUGACCUCA